This is a messenger RNA of Fusarium poae, 666 nucleotides long. RefSeq lists its product as uncharacterized. NCBI's taxonomy places the organism in Eukaryota, Fungi, Ascomycota, Sordariomycetes, Hypocreales, Nectriaceae. The transcript has a single exon. The record is from RefSeq and is a predicted model, not a curated record. The coding region runs from base 1 to 666 and encodes 221 amino acids.
AUGCCCAAGAUAACCAGUACUCGCCGUCAACCUCGCCGAGGUCCAAUCCGGGCCGCACCCCCCCUCUCGCCACCAGCAAGUCAGAACAUAGAUAACACAGCUCCGAAUACAUAUGGUAUCGCUCCCAGUUCUAUGCUGAGCACAUCCACGACGAGAAAUAUAGACCAUGCGGACGGUGAAGGUGCAAAGCUCCUCAAGCAAGCAGAGGCACUUGCAAACAUGAGUGUUGAAGUAAAUCUCCGCGCUCUCUCGACACUUGCAUACAAACUCCAAGAUGACGUCAAGAAACUUGUGCUCCAAACUUCUGACGAUCAAGAAUUCAGGCGUAAGAACGAAGAAAGAAUGACUAGAAUAAUGUACGAAAUUCAGACGGUCAAAUCGUUCAUGGCUCCUUUGCAAGGCCAGCCACCAGCCACCCGAGCCGAUAUCGAAAGGUUACAACAGAAGAUGAGAGAAACUUCAACCAGGUGGCAUAAUCGAGUCGAAGAUAUGGAGGUCAAACUGGAUACGUUCUUGAAGGGGACGAGGCAACCCCCAAGGCCAGUUGUCACGAAGACGACCAACCCAGAUCCGAUUACACCUGAUACUAUGGGCAGAGAGACACGUGCGAUGGAGAAAGCAAAGGCACAUGUCCAACCAAACAUUCCAAAACAACAAAGUGGGUGA